AAAACAUUAUAUAUAAUACCUAAUUUUCCCCCUCGUUUUCCCCUCGGGAGUUGGUUCCUGUCCUCAUCUAUUGGAACCCAAUCAAUAUCACUUGAAUCUAUGAGACUCGUAGGUUUUGGUGGGCUAAGUUUUGAAAGGUGGGCUCGGAUAUUAGGUAUUCGGGGACGGAAUUGCUCUUCUCCUUUUCAUUUCUUUGAUCGGCAAGAUGGCGCUCACUAGCCCCCCAUCUCAUGUCGCCAUUAUUGGUGGAGGGCUUGCCGGCCUUACUCUUGCUCUAGCACUGCAUGACCUGGGUAUCCCGUCCAGUGUCUACGAGGCCCGGCCCGAGGACUUCGACCAAGGUGGUGGUAUUAUGCUCUCUCCUAACGCCUUGCGUGUGCUCGAUAGCGUUGGCGUCUAUAAACGCGUCCGUGAUAACUCGCUGCAGUUUGACGUUCUUACCUUCAAGGAUGGUCAAGACCAGACCACUGAUGAGUAUUAUUUUGGCUCAGAGAAGCUCUACGGUUAUCAAGCUAUUCGUAUCAUGCGCAAGGAGCUUCUAGAUGAGAUGAAGACAAUGCUGCGGGAGCGUGACAUCCUGAUCCAGUACGACAGUAAGCUGAUCGCGAUCACCACAGAUAGUCCAGAGAAAGUAGAGUUUACUUUUGCGAAUGGCCAGACUGCAUCUGCGCCCCUCCUCAUCGGGGCAGAUGGCAUCCACUCAACUGUGCGCGGGUCAUUUUUACCCCAAGUAAAGCCGAUGUAUGCAGGUUUUAUGGGUAUCAAUAGUGUCGUACAGAGAUCUCAAUUGCGCAUUCCGGAGGGUUAUAACUUGCCAGCUACUGUUAUGGCCAAACCGGGAGCUUUCCUACUCGUUCCACAGAAGCCAGACGGAUACGAGCUCUUCGUGGGGUCUCAGCGACAAUUCGCAGAGCUCGAUCCGGCAGGAUGGGAGGCGCUGAGAAAGGACAAACAGAAAUUGUAUGAUAUGCUCCAGGAGAACAAAUCAGACUGGCCGGAUAUUGUACAGUCGGCCUUAGAGGCGAUACCGGUGGACAGAAUGGGAUUUUGGGCGUUCUAUGGGAUUCCGCCAUUGGCGUCAUGGCUGUCGGAGUCGAAGAGAAUUAUCCUAGUUGGCGACGCGGCGCACGCUAUUCCCCCAACUGCCGGUCAGGGUGCUAACCAGGCUUUUGAAGAUGUGAGAGCUCUAGCCACCCUUCUCUCCAAGCUCUCUCCCAAAGUGCCGCUGGACAAGGCGGCGGCGCAAUGGCAGACGUACCGCCAGGCUCGGGUCAAGAAAGUACUCGACCUGACGCAGCAAAUGAACGCGAAGCGACUACCAGAAUCAGAGAGAGUCAAGUUACCACCGGGAGCAAUUUGGAGUGAUCAAUCGCUCACACGUGGAGAUGGAGGGGAAUUACGUUGGUUGUAUGACCCGGACUUGGCGCAGGAAGCUGAGAAGUGGGUACAAGAGCUGGAGCUAGCUAAAGAUUAGCGUCUCCACAUUUUGAUUACUGCAUGUGUUAGGGCUUAAGGGUUACACUGGGUUACACUUUCUACGCGCUACGCAGCUACGUAGGGCUGCUAGCUCCCUCUGUAAAUAUCGCUCAUCUUGUCACGAUAGUAAGGAAUAG
This is a messenger RNA of Annulohypoxylon maeteangense, 1613 nucleotides long. Its product is annotated as kynurenine 3-monooxygenase. Gene Ontology annotation, molecular function: FAD binding; monooxygenase activity. The record is from RefSeq and is a predicted model, not a curated record. Bases 206 to 1474 code for a protein of 422 amino acids. NCBI's taxonomy places the organism in Eukaryota, Fungi, Ascomycota, Sordariomycetes, Xylariales, Hypoxylaceae. The transcript is spliced from 2 exons.